UCCGAGAGUAACGUGUGGUAACUCAGUAUGCCACGCUGUCGUAAAGAAAAAAAGAUUCCUUACAGGACUGAUGAUAUGGUACAAAACGUUAGAAGUUCUUUUAUUAGAGAAGGAGAAAAUAACUUGCGCAAUUACUCGGAACCUGUUGACGAUCGCAUGAAACAGGUGUUUUACAGAGGUGUGCCAGAAAAUGUUAUGAAAGAACAAAUACAUGGACAACGUUUCUAUAGAGGACAGCCAACUGAGGGUCAAAACAUGAAUAAUUAUAUGGAUGCGUAUGAUCGUAUGAAACCGUCAAAUAUGUACAACGACAUGUCAAAUAAAGCAAGGUCGUAUUCAAAAUGGAAUGAUUAUGAUCGCUCGCGUCCAAUCGAUUCGUACAGUAGAAAUAUUCGAGACGGAUUUGAGCCACGAAACGCCUCUCCAUACGCAAAGAAUUUAAUGGGUGAUUUACCAACAACAAGAAAUAUUCGAGACGGAUUUGAACCACGAAACACUUCUCCAUACUCAAGGAAUUUAAUGGGUGAUUUACCAACAACAAGAAAUAUUCGAGAUGGAUUCGAACCACGAAAUGCCUCUUCAUACUCAAGGAAUUUAAUGGGUGAUUUACCAGUACCUAGAAGCACUCAUACUGCACAUGAACCGCGCCGCUUAUCGCCAUAUGCCAGUCGUCCAAAUAAUUUAAUGGGAGAUUUGCCGGACGUUCAACAUAAUCGGGAAACUUAUGAACCUCACUAUAUUCCUGUGAAAUUAAAUCGUUCAAAUAAUUUAAUGAAUAAUGUGUCAGAACCUAGAACUAUUCGAGACGGAUUCGAACCACGAAACGCCUCUUCAUACUCAGGGAAUUUAAUGGGUGAUUUACCAGUACCUAGUUCUGUUUCUAGUAAUGGGAACACAUAUUCGUACUCUAUUCCACAACGUCCUAAUUUGAAAAUAGUUCGCGAAGAGGAUACAUUUAACAGAUAUAUGGAUUAGAAUAAAACAUGACAUUCAUUUCAUCACUUUGACAAAUACACUGGAAAUAAUAGUGAUUUGAAACAAAUAACACAGUAGUAUCAUAAAAUUAUGGAUAAACUAUAUAUGAGUGUAGACAAAUUAUUUUUUAAGAAUAUUUAAUAUUUUUUAGUUAUAUGUAAAAUAAGAUUUUAAUUUAAUCAUUUAUUUGUAUUUUGUUUUAAAUAUAGAAAAAUAUUUAAUA
Molecule: messenger RNA, 1198 nt
Organism: Schistosoma haematobium
Lineage: Eukaryota; Metazoa; Platyhelminthes; Trematoda; Strigeidida; Schistosomatidae
Exons: 13
Coding region: 28-975 (315 amino acids)
Source: RefSeq, a predicted model, not a curated record